UCGGCCACUGUGAGUGAAGCUGAACAAUUUCCAUUCGUUAAAACUGAAGGUGCUGUAGCGUGCAUUAUAUCUGUUAUUUACAUGCAGGUUACGUUUUAUUGUCUAAGCUUAGUAUUUAGUGUAAUAUUCAUUCAAAUUACUAGUUGAUCUCGGCUGAAUGAAGGUGUAGGCUACUAUGGACUACAUCCUGAAAAGCCUGUUCUCUUCAGAGGCAGAGGAGCUAUACAUCUUAGACUGCAGCGCUUACUUAUUGAUACUUAUGGCACUUCUAACUUUUGUAACGUUACUUUUUGAGAACGUACCUUAUGGCAGGUACGCCUCCAGCAGAUACGGAUUUCCUGUCAACGUCAAAUUCGCUUGGUUUGUACAAGAGCUUCCGGCAAUCCUGGUACCUUUCUGUUUGGUCUUCUUUACCUCAGCGUCGAGAACAUCUCACCUGCCAAAUCAAUUACUAUUGUGCAUGUAUUUUUGCCAUUAUGUACAAAGGUCUCUUAUAUACCCGUUUUUAAUUCGAGGGGGGAAACCCACACCUUUUGUGUCUUUUGCACUCGCCAUUGUCUUCUGCAUAUUCAAUGGUUAUCUGCAAACAAGAUAUUUGAGCCAUUAUGCAGAGUACCCUGCAGACUGGGUUACACAUCCCUGUUUCAUCUCAGGUGCCAUCCUUUGGUUUGCUGGGUGGCUUAUCAAUGUGCACUCAGACCACAUCCUUAGGAACCUCCGGAAGCCUGGAGAGACUGGCUACAAAAUCCCUAGAGGUGGUUUGUUUGAGUUUGUCUCCGGAGCAAACUUCUUCGGGGAGAUUACGGAAUGGGCUGGAUUUGCCUUGGCUGGUCAUUCUAUCCACAGCUUGGCGUUCGCCUUCUUCACCCUGGUCGUUCUGGCCAGCAGGGCAAUGGCACACCACAAGUGGUACCUCACAAAAUUUGAAGACUACCCAAAAUCAAGAAAAGCUCUGUUACCUUUUGUUUUUUGAAAUCAUGUAAUUUUCUAGACUUUUGCAAACCAUACUAGCCUAAUAACAGACACUGUUUUACUUUAUUUCUGUAAACCUUUCUUCGAAGGGCACAUCAGAUUAUGUUUUAUGCUGUGAAAUUACUUCAUUCAUUCAACAACACCAUACGAAGCUGUGAGUAAGAAAUUGGGUUUUGCUUGAACAACACACUAAAUCUGAGGUUGAUGUAACACUUCUCUUUGAAGUUGACUCAUGAGCCGAACCAGUAUCGGGAGGGGUAUAGCUAUAUAUCCUCAUCCGUCCUUGGACCUCUUAUAAGCUCAAAGACAUCAUGUGGUGCAUUGUACAUGCUGCAAUUUUUCCUGGUGUUUUCACUUGAGGACAUUUAUUUGGUGGAAUUCCACUCUUCAACAAGUUCCACGGAAAUAAAGAUAUUCCAGGAUAUCCCUCUAGCAACUUCAUUAGAAGAGAAUUAACUUGGUUAACAUGUUCCAGUCCACAGGUCUUCUUUAGGACGAAAACCCAAACUUGUGUUGGAGCGACCCAUUAAAUUGUAUAAAUAAAUAAAUACGUAAAUAUUUUUUUUACACUAACCACAAUCUGUUAU
Alosa alosa (allis shad) is the source of this 1559-nucleotide messenger RNA. RefSeq names its product steroid-5-alpha-reductase, alpha polypeptide 1 (3-oxo-5 alpha-steroid delta 4-dehydrogenase alpha 1) (gene srd5a1). Gene Ontology annotation, biological process: steroid biosynthetic process. The coding region runs from base 176 to 973 and encodes 265 amino acids. NCBI's taxonomy places the organism in Eukaryota, Metazoa, Chordata, Actinopteri, Clupeiformes, Clupeidae. Gene Ontology annotation, molecular function: 3-oxo-5-alpha-steroid 4-dehydrogenase activity. Gene Ontology annotation, cellular component: membrane. The record is from RefSeq and is a predicted model, not a curated record. The transcript is spliced from 5 exons.